Molecule: messenger RNA, 5517 nt
Organism: Saimiri boliviensis boliviensis (Bolivian squirrel monkey)
Lineage: Eukaryota; Metazoa; Chordata; Mammalia; Primates; Cebidae
Gene: NMNAT2
Product: nicotinamide nucleotide adenylyltransferase 2
Biological process (GO): NAD+ biosynthetic process
Cellular component (GO): Golgi apparatus
Molecular function (GO): nicotinamide-nucleotide adenylyltransferase activity; nicotinate-nucleotide adenylyltransferase activity
Source: RefSeq, a predicted model, not a curated record
AUAAACUCCAAGGAAGAGAGUGAUGGAGUAAAGUGGGCUGGGGGCGAUAGAAAGGAUGGGGUGGGGCACCAGGACGAGAGAAGCUAGAAUGAAAGAGAGGGACGGAGGAGAGAAGAGAGCAGAGCAAUACAAAAGCAGCCUCGGAUCUUGCCGGAGCUGCAAGCGUUAAGGGGAGGCGGGGAGUGACGCGGUUUGCGUCUGGAGCGGCUCCUUGGAGUCCACAGCAUCCACCGACGAGCCUCGCCUUCCUUUCUCCCUCUGCAGACACAACGAGACACAAAAAGAGAGGCAACCGCUAGACCUGCGUGAGGGACCCACUCGCACCAUGACCGAGACCACCAAGACCCACGUUAUCUUGCUCGCCUGCGGCAGCUUCAAUCCCAUCACCAAAGGGCACAUUCAGAUGUUUGAAAGAGCCAGGGAUUAUCUGCACAAAACUGGAAGGUUUAUUGUGAUUGGCGGGAUUGUCUCCCCUGUCCACGACUCCUAUGGAAAACAGGGACUCGUGUCAAGCCGGCACCGUCUCAUCAUGUGUCAGUUGGCUGUCCAGAAUUCCGACUGGAUCAGGGUGGACCCUUGGGAGUGCUACCAGGACACUUGGCAGACGACCUGCAGCGUGUUAGAACACCACCGGGACCUCAUGAAGAGGGUGACUGGCUGCAUCCUCUCCAAUGUCAACACACCUUCCAUGACGCCUGUGAUUGGACAGCCACAGAACGAGACCCCCCAGCCCAUUUACCAGAACAGCAACGUGACCAACAAGCCCACUGCAGCCAAGAUCUUGGGGAAGGUGGGAGAAAGCCUCAGCCGGAUCUGCUGUGUCCGCCCGCCGGUGGAGCGUUUCACCUUCGUAGAUGAGAAUGCCAAUCUGGGCACGGUGAUGCGGUAUGAAGAGAUCGAGCUGCGGAUCCUGCUGCUGUGUGGUAGUGACCUGCUGGAGUCCUUCUGCAUCCCAGGGCUCUGGAACGAGGCAGAUAUGGAGGUGAUUGUUGGAGACUUUGGGAUUGUGGUGGUGCCCCGGGAUGCGGCCGACACAGACCGAAUCAUGAAUCACUCCUCAAUACUCCGCAAAUACAAAAACAACAUCAUGGUGGUGAAAGAUGACAUCAACCAUCCCAUGUCUGUCGUCAGCUCAACCAAGAGCAGGCUGGCCCUGCAGCAUGGGGACGGCCAUGUUGUGGAUUACCUGUCCCAGCCGGUCAUCGACUACAUCCUCAAAAGCCAGCUGUACAUCAAUGCCUCCGGCUAGCAGUUACACAGCGCUCGGCUCCACGUUCCCUUCCUCCUCCGCCAGCACAGUGGCCCCUCCAUUUCUGUCAGCCCCCUGUUUCUCUCCUACCUUUCUGUUUCUCCAUCUCCUCGUCUUGACUGUUUUCCCUACUUGCUGACUUAACCCCCCAUAGUGUGGGGAUCUGCAGAGAACCAUGGCAUUCCCUAUUCCACAGUCGUCUUUGGACAGACUUUCCUCUAGUCUCCGGGUUGGGGGUGGGUGAGGGAAUGGGGUGGGAGUCAGGGGAAGCGCAGUCCUUGGAGAGGUACUGGUGUCCGUCUCCCAGCAUGCUCUAGGGAGGCGGCUCUGGUGCCCAUCCUCCCAGCAUGCUCUGGGGAGGCGGCUCUGGUGCCCAUCCUCCCAGCAUGCUCUGGGGAGGCGGCUCUGGUGCCCAUCCUCCCAGCAUGCUCUGGGGAGGCAGCUCUGGCUCUCGCCUUCCCAGCAUGCCCUUUACUACAAAGGGCUAUUUUUCUUUUCUUUCGUUUUUCUUUGUUCACUCCUUGUAGAACUCAGAUGAAAUCAGUCCAUGGUUCUUUAUGUUCGUAGUCUUGAUGUGCUCCUGUGGUAUUACUUCCCCUCUGAUAGGACACUGUAGCCAGCCUCAGCACUCAGUGAGUGCAUCAGGGCCACACCCAGUAGAGAAGGCCAAGCAACCUCCACUUCUCUAGUAACACACACACACACACACACACACACACACACACACACACACACGCAGAUACGUGCACACACACACAGCAGUAGCAGCAGCAGCAGCAGCAGCAGCAACUUCUGAUCAGGAUUGAGAUUUUCAGGUUCUGAAACCUGGGAGGCAAAUCUGGGUUUUCUCAGAAAAAUUUGAAUCUAUUUCCUUAGUUUCAAAGGACCAUUUCCCUCAUGCUCUGAGCUAUGAUCACACACAGCCAGUCCAUCCUCAUUUCCUGGUGGCAUCUGUUCGUUUACUUUUGUGAGCUGUAGCUGAUGGCACAGUGCGAGUUCCCUACCAGCCAGGGAUUUCCAAGGGACCAUCGGAGGCCAUGCUUAGACACAUUCCUGCGUCUGAGAAGAAUCACACAGGCAGGACCUGAUCCAGAUCACACAGUCAUGUCUUUAAAAAAAAAUACUAGGAAUCCACUCAAUCCUGGAGGUCCUUGCUAAUUGGAAUUAUUUAUUAUCUGUAGGGCUGGGAAAAGUCUCUUCCAUCUUGUAAGUCCCGGAUGACCUAAGAGAAAGCAAUUUGUUGCCCUGAUGAUAACUGAACGAUUUUCACCCUCUCCAGCUGAGGUAACUCAGACAGUGCCUGGGGUCAGCUCCUUCUUGAGAAGCAGUGCCUUAGCCUUGUUUCUGUGGUUGGUUCUAGCCCCUGCAGAGCCCAGAAGCUGCAGGAACUGUCUGAGAAAAUCUCCUUAACAGAGGAGUGGGUUCCCAGAAGGGAGAUCUAGGAGGGGUCAGGAGCCACUAAGUUGUUUCACUCCUUUUUCCACGAAUUUUCUACCUUCCUUUCUGCUCCCGCAGAGAGUUUUGCCAGGUUAUUAGGGUCUCACGCAUGUCCUGAGAGCCAUAAGGAAAUUGCUCUGUUGAGCUUUGUGUCUCUCAUCCAGUCUCUGGCUCUUGGGUUUCUGGCCUUUGAGAAAUAGUCCUUGAGUGCUAGGAUUCUUUUAUCAAAAUCGAGUACCAGCUAUGGCCAGGAGGGUCCAGGUGAGACUUGAAAGCAAAGAUAAUAAUCUUUACCACACAUUUCACAUCUGCAACAUCCUUCAAUUGCAGGAAAAGGAACUUGAUUUACCAGAAGAACAUGAUACAGCAGCAUCCAAAAGGUCUGUUAAUCCUCUUGGAUUUUUUGAAAUAAUCUUCAGAGGAAGGAAGGAAAAUCCUAUUUUUGGGUCUCAGUGUUUGACUAGGGAUCAUGAAAUAAUAAACUGAAAAAAACUUGUGAGUUCAGUUGAUCCAACACUUUCCUUUAAAGGGUGAGGGAGCAGAGGCCCAUGAGAUUAAAUGGCUGGUCCAGGUCAGCCAGCAGGUAUAGGCCCUGACAAGAGGAUAUUGUUUCCCUGACACCUAGGCCAUCAUAACAUACUCUCCAUUUCCUCAUGUUGCUGACCAGGUGCCAAUGUGAUUUCUACACUUCCCAAACCUUAUCCUGGCAUCUUUCUCUUAAAUUAUGUCUGUUCCAGGUGCUCCUCACACACAGGCUAGUAAUGUCAGUCCCAGGGGAGGGUGUGACGGUAAGGAAGGCCACUGCUAGGUUUCCUUUAGAAAUAAAGAGAUCUCAACAGCUUGAAGGAAAUCCCAGAAACUGAUUCUGUGAAUCCAAGAAAGAAUUGCUUUGUGGAAGGUGAAGGAAGACCCAGAGAGUGCUCAGGAUGAUACUACUGCUGGAGAAAGAAAGAUGGAAGAGCCUUUGUCCAGGCAGAACAGUCAUAAGCCAGGAAAUGAAACAAAGGAAAACAGGAGCCUGAAUUUCCUGGGGAAACAUGGCUUGUUUAACGACCUGGAGUUAAGGGUGGAAUUUAUGAGGAUCCACAUGAGCAGACCUGAGGAAGGCUUGAUUUAUUUUAUUUCUUUGGUCCACUCUGUUACUAAGCUCUUGUCAGUCGGCAUUUGGCCUACACUCUGCCCUCUUAGCGUGCGGUCGGAAGGCAUGUGCGAGUGGAGAGGGAAGGUGAGAUGAAUCAAGACAAAGAACAGGUGCCAUAGAAGUAGAUUUCCAGGAAUGAAGUAGAUUUCUAGGAAUGAAGUACAGGCCUGUACUAAAAACAGGUGUCCUAUUUAAUAUAAAAAGAAAGUGAAUCUUUUUUGGGGUAGAAUCGUCCAUUCCCCACUCCACCCUACUCUUUAUUUGCUGGGAAAAGGUCAGAGUACAACAGAAUCCAGAACAGGAUGCUGUGACCGUGACCCAGCCACAACCAAUACCAGAAAGAUGAUUCAGAGUCUGAAGUGGUGCCCCACGUGCCAAUAGGAUAACCUCUGGGCCCUGACUUCGCCUCUGGGAUCCUGCUCCUUCCUGUAAAGCCCAAUCCAAGACUGGCAUGGCUCAGAGGUUGUGUGAAAGGCAUGAACUGGAACAAUCGUGUCCCGAGGGGUCUGGAGCUUUGUUUCCUGCCCACCAGCAAAAAGUGUCCCUCCCAUUUUUCUGAAAGUGGCUAAUGUAAGAACAGGCAGGAGGAAAACCCUUUUUGUCAAUGACUGUCCUUAAGGAAUGGUCCUCUGGGAGGGCUGUGCUGCUAGUGGGUACCUCAGUCACACCCCCCCAACCCUGGUAGCCUCUAGAGCCUCUUGCUUUCAUUUUCCUUGAAUGUACAUAGGAACAGUGGGGAAAAGUCUCUUACUGAAGUGCCUGAAACCCAAAGCUAGAGCUUCUAGAGAUGCCGUUCUUCCUGUCUCAGCUUGGCCAGCCUUUCAACAGUGUUCUCUAGUUUCAAGCUCUGGCUUCUCAGAAAGAAUUAAAGAACUUGCUGUUCAAAUUAAGUAGAAAGUGAGACUCAAUAACUGAAGUACAGCAAAAGAGAAUUACAGGGAGAAACAACUUGUACUUUAGCAGCCCAACCUACUCUCCCCAAACUCUCUCUCUCAUACACACACACACACACACACACACACACACACACACACACACACACUUUUAGGGGACUAAGAGAGAGAAGCAUGUUAUUACAUUUUACUCAUCCAAACAGUAAUGCAAAAAUAAUAGAAUAUGAAAAGCUCAGGAUCUCUCCCAAGGCUACCUACUGCAGGAGAGCCAGCAGGUGAGAUGGGAAGAAUGGAAACAGGGACCGAUUUUGUAGCUCAUACAGUUAGGACACCUUAGGAAUAGCACUGUAGUAAUGGCGAGAAUAUACUCUGCCAGAUUCAUUCAGUCUUCACCUUCUUAUGGCUGCCCUGUGCGCUCGCCUCUUCAUGUGGUCUCUUUGUAGCGUGAGAUUGGAGUGUCCUAUUAGCCUGUUCUGGUUAGGAAUGAGUUAAUGGCUCUUUCCCUCCAUCUGAGUCUAGUCCUGGGGCUGAGGAUUCAGCUGGAUCCCCAUGGUCUCGAGGGUUGGCAUGGGGAGGGGGAAGCUUUUUUUGAAUCACUUUUUGAACACAUAAUCUGCCAUUUUAAGAGUAAGAUUUGCUUUAUGGAAAUCAAUUCAUUAAUAAAAAAUGAUAUUCAAGUUGCAAUACCAUUUCACAGUGAAAUAUUUUGAGUAAAAUUUUGUUGCUAGAAUAGUCAUGGGCAAGAGUUUUAUGCAAAAUGUUUCAAUUAUGUUAAUAAAUAAGACAAUGCUACUAGA